CGCGGAAGCAGCUGUGGCUACAGCAGCGGCGCUCGGUCAAUGGCGGCGACUGCGGUGGCAGCGGGGUCCGGGCCGGCGGAGGGAACCGAGGUUGCGGAGGGGCCCCCGGGGCCGGCGGCGGCACUGGAGCUGUGGCUCAAUAAAGCCACAGACCCAAGCGUGUCAGAACAGGAUUGGUUGGCUAUCCAGAAUUUCUGCGAGCAGGUGAACACUGAUCCCAAGGGCUCAACACAUGCGCCUUGGCUGUUGGCCCACAAGAUCCAGUCUCCACAAGAGAAGGAAGCUCUUUAUGCCUUAACGGUGCUGGAGACCUGUAUGAACCACUGUGGAGAGAAGUUCCACAGCGAAGUGGCCAAGUUCCGCUUCCUGAAUGAGCUGAUCAAAGUGUUGUCUCCAAAGUACUUAGGGUCCUGGACCACAGAAAAAGUUAAAGGAAGGGUCAUUGAAAUACUCUUUAGUUGGACAGUCUGGUUCCCAGAAGACAUCAAGAUCCGAGAUGCUUAUCAGAUGCUGAAGAAACAAGGAAUCAUAAAGCAAGACCCUAAACUGCCAAUGGACAGAAUCUUACCCCCACCUUCUCCCUGGCCCAAGAGCUCCAUCUUUGAUGCUGAUAAAGAAAAGUCAAAGCUUUUGACAAGGCUUCUGAAGAGCAGCCACCCUGAGGAUCUUCAGGCUGCAAACCGGCUUAUCAAGGAUCUGGUCAAGGAGGAGCAAGAAAAGUCAGAGAAGGUGUCCAGGAGAGUCAGCGCGGUGGAGGAGGUCCGCAGCCACGUGAAGGUGCUGCAGGAAAUGCUGAGCAUGUACCGCAGGCCAGGGCAGGCCCCACCAGACCAGGAGGCCCUGCAGGCCGUGUAUGAAAGGUGUGAAAAGCUGCGGCCCACCCUUUUCCGGCUGGCGAGUGACACCACAGAUGAUGACGAUGCGCUCGCUGAGAUUCUCCAGGCAAAUGACCUCCUCACCCAGGGAGUUCUCCUAUACAAACAGGUGAUGGAGGGCAGGGUCACCUUUGGGAACACAGUGACCAGUCCAGUGGAAGACAUACCUGUCUCCAGAGUCUUUCAGAAUCCAGCAGGUUGUAUGAAGAACUGCCCCCUGAUUGACUUGGAGGUGGACAGCAGAUCUGAGCAGGCCGGGACUCUGGCGCCAUCUUUACUUCAUCAGGACCUGGCAGCCUUAGGGAUCAACGAUGCCGCUGUUACGAACGAGGUUGCCCGUCAGAAUUGCUGUAAGGAAAGGAGGAAUCCCACCCCCAGCACACUGCCAGAUGGUGGUGUUCAGAGUCCUUCUGCAGAAAGGAACUUGCUGGAUCUCCUCUCACCACAGCCCUCUCCGGGCCCUCUGAAUUAUGUUCCCCAGAAAAGUAUCCCCAAGGAAGUACCACCAGGUACUAAGUCCUCUCCAGGUUGGUCCUGGGAGGCUAGCUCCUUAGUUUCUACGCCAUCUUCCCAGAAUACACCUCUGGCUCAAGUAUUUGUCCCUUUGGAGUCUGUUAAGCCCAGCAGCCUGCCUCCGAUUGUCGUGUAUGACCGGAAUGGAUUCAGAAUUCUGCUCCACUUCUCCCAGACUGGGGCCCCUGGCCACCCAGAGGUGCAGGUGUUGCUGUUGACCAUGAUGAGCACUGCUACCCAGCCUGUGUGGGACAUCAUGUUUCAAGUAGCUGUGCCAAAGUCAAUGAGAGUGAAGUUGCAGCCAGCAUCCAGCUCCAAGCUUCCUGCAUUCAAUCCUUUGACGCCUCCAGCCAUGAUCUCUCAGAUGCUGCUGCUUGAAAAUCCACAUAAAGAGCCCAUCCGGUUGCGGUAUAAACUGACAUUCAACCAGGGCGGGCAGCCUUUCAGCGAAGUAGGAGAAGUGAAGGAUUUUCCAGACCUGGCUGUCUUGGGUGCAGCCUAACUUUUCAAAAGGUGGACCCUGCUGUCCAAGCUUAGGCCACUGUUCCUCUCUCAGUCUAGAUAGGACUGACCACGGUGAUUUUCGUGCAGAGUGCCAAGAGUUCUCUCCUGCCAUCAGGCCCUGGAUGCCACUCUCUGACUUAUUCCGCAGAUACUGUUUGUGUGUGUGUUGGGGGGGGGGGGGGGGAGGGUAGAGCGGGACUUGGGAUAUGGGCAGCGUGUGAAAUGCAGAAUCAUUUCUGAUAAUCAUCUGAUACAACCGUAUCUGUUUCUGCAUGUUGAUGGACACUGUUCCUGCUUCAGGUUGGCAGUUUUAUAAGCCAAAGGUUUUUUCAUGUAUUGUUAUUUUUUCAUUCAUUCACUCUGUGCCUUGUCAGCCUUUGAAAGUCUUGGUUGCUCCCAGGCUGCUGUUCUCAGGGACCUUAAAAGGGACCUGGUUGGUCUUGGGGCAGAGAGUAUCUCCUGGGCCACUCUCUACCAAGAAAGACCUUGUCUCCAUUUCCAUUAGAGAAUGCUGCUGCUUACAUGUAUUCAGGAAGACCUUCUGCAUGGAAUGCUUAUUGCACUGUUUCCAGGCGAGGGGCUGCCUCUAGACCAGAGGACCACACUUGGUGGGCCAAUCAUGUCCUUCACCACUGUGCCUUAGACCUGCCCUUAGGUGGACCCUCCGGGGCAGAGGGGAAAGCUGAUCCUGGGCCUCAGGUUCCGUGGGUUGGGCAGUCUGUCUGAGCCCUUACUCUGGACCCUCAUCUCCAUCCUCAUCCUCCUUCUCAAGCAUUUACUGAGCUCUUCGACUGUGACAGUGUGUGAUUCAUUAUAAGUCGUCACUAAACAGGCCAGCCCUUGACUGUUGUCAACUUCACAAUCCAAGGUAGAGAACUGUAUGCAAAUAGAUAGGAAAAGAGCUUAGCCAUGAUUUAAGUGGUGACUAAACAUAGAAAGUCAUUGAAUAAAUACCGUGUAGCAAAUAUACUUUGUGGAGUGUUGGGUAAACAGGAGAUGCAGAGCCAGUUGCAUUUAGAGAUGAUCGGCCUAAAGGGAACUAUCAUCUAUUGAGUAAGGAAGGCUUUUUGAAGGAUGUGAAACCCCAAUAACUGCUUCAGCGCAAAGAAGCCUUGAUGAUCUGAAGAAAGCUGGAGAGGAGAGCUGGAUAUUUCUGUUAUAUUUAUGGUCUGAAGGAAAAAUUCAUGUUUACAAUCAGCUAAUAUUUAGUGAGCACCUACUGUGUGCUGAGCAUUUCGAUCUGCACAUUUACCAAGUCCUGCUUGGCCUGGUCAGUGGAAGAAGGAGCCUGAGCGAGGCUGAGGUGCCCUGAUGAAGGGCUUUGAAGUCUGACCUGACUGCGCUGGAUUCUACCUUGGGGAUGACAGAGCUCUCUCCGGGUCAGUUCACCACCAGGUCUGAAACUUCAUAGGCUGAUCUUCCAACUUCUCUCUAUAUAGUUGGAAAUCAGUCAACACUAAUUGGUAGGAAUGGGAGCUGCAUAAGAUCAUCAGGGUAAGCUAUUUUUUAAGCAAAUGUGAAAACUCAUAAAACAAAUGAUGGGUGAUUUCUUCAUUUGGCAUAAUUCAUGUAGGAUUAAUUCUAACCUAAAAUUACUCUUUUAUCUAGGUGUUCUGUGCAACUUUUAUAGGCUCUAUAGCUCUUACAUAAAGUCUUUGAGAAGUAUCCUUCAUAAUGACAAUGUGUGCCCAUGAAGAACAUCAAAAUGAGUGACUGAGACUUACUUUGGAAAGACUUACUUUUAUCCCAUAUCCAGAGGUGAACUUGAGUUUGUGUGCCUGAACGUUUUUCUGUCUUCUGGGAGGCAGACUCCCAGUGGUGUUCUGGUUAGGUGUAGUUGGAUAGGAUGUAGUGGUAAAGGGGUAGGUGCCCUGAAAGUGGUCCUGAUUAAUAUUAUUCAUGCCUUCUAAUUGCCAGGUUUGUUGACCACUUAGAGCCCAGUCCUCAUUCUUCCAUUCAGUCAACAAGUCCUUGUUUACCACCUACUGUGAACCAGGCAGUAUUGUAGACACAGUCUAUAGCAGUGACAUGUCCCUCCCUCAUGGAUCUUCUAGUGGAGAAAGACAAAUUCAUAAUAGAUCUGGUGGAGAUUUGGCACUGAUGAUCAGUGUUUUCCUCAUCCUGAACUCCUUACAGGAUCCUGUUCACCCUUUUUUUUUUUUUUUUUUUAUGUUAUUUUUGGUAAAGGUACACAUGGGAGAAUAGGUUCGAUUUCACCAGUUUCUAUAUAUAAUGUUCAAUGACAUUGGUUACAUUCUUCACAGUGUGUCAACAUGCUCAUUAUUUCCGUUCUGGUUGUUCCAUUUCACCCUAAUUUCUUGACCUACUUCUGUGACUGUUGCUCUUCCUCUGUCAGUCCCUUAAAUGUAGUGGCUUCCCAGGGUUUAGUCUUGGGCAGUCAGGCCCAUCUGUGGUUUUUGCAGUCACCUAAAACCACUAGAUGGGUCUUGGACGUAUCUCAGGCUUCCACCUCCUUGCUGACAUCAUAUCUGUAUUUCAGAUUGUCAUUGGCUAUCUCCAUCUGCAGGCUCCGUUCUAAAUGCUUAGAAUGGAAUCCAUCCUUCUCCAUUUCCCUUUCUACGUUCUCUUUUACUUUAAAGCACCUACCUAGAGACCUCCUGGAUCCUUGAUUACUGUACCGUCUGCAUCCACUCAGUAGUUUUGUCUCACCUAGUCUGUUUUCUAAAUACAACCACAUUUUGCCCUUCCCUGCAUUCAUAUUGCCACUGCCCUGGUUUGGGCCUAAUCUUUUAGAAAUAGUGCAGUUGCCUACCAUCUCCCAAUUCUCUAAGCCAUUUUACUUGCCACCACCAGGAUUCCCUAAUGAAUAUGAGCACUUGAACUCCUGUGGAAAAGUUCUGAGUAGCUUUCUAAUGCCUACAGGAUCAAACUCAGAUUGCCAGCAUUCAUGCCCUUCUGCUUGUGCCAAGACCAAAAAAAACUCACUGCCAUCGAGUCAUUUCAACUCAUAGUGACCCUGUAGCACAGAGAACUACCCCAUAGGGUUUCCAAGGAUCUGGUGGAUUCAAACUGCUGACCUUUUGGUUAGCAGCGAGCUCUUAACCACUGCACCACUAGAGUCCCCUGCCAAGACUAGAGCACCUAAAAUGAGCCUGAUUGCAUUGUUGAUGUUCGCUGAUACCCUUUAAGCCUCACCUCUCCCUUUUCCCCUUGUGCCCCACAUCUGAACAAGUUGAUAAGCCUGGGUGUGCCGUCUUUGUUCUGGGGGAAGAUUCCAGCCCCUGCCUGCAUGUGGGAACUUUAGCUCAGCCCCACCCCCUAACUAUGGUAAAAACCCAGAUGGUCUCUUUCAAACCAUUUCAGACCUGUUGAGAGCCUCUCCCUACUCUCCCCCAAAAACCUCGAUUAUGUAGGUAAUAAAACUUUUCAUACCUUC
Molecule: messenger RNA, 5289 nt
Organism: Trichechus manatus latirostris (Florida manatee)
Lineage: Eukaryota; Metazoa; Chordata; Mammalia; Sirenia; Trichechidae
Gene: GGA2
Product: golgi associated, gamma adaptin ear containing, ARF binding protein 2
Exons: 17
Coding region: 40-1890 (616 amino acids)
Biological process (GO): protein localization to cell surface; Golgi to plasma membrane transport; intracellular protein transport
Cellular component (GO): trans-Golgi network
Molecular function (GO): small GTPase binding; ubiquitin binding; phosphatidylinositol binding
Source: RefSeq, a predicted model, not a curated record